AUGGAAGCGGCGGCUAACCGUCAGUUAAUUGUGUCCUUUACUCCAUACGAAUGGAAAUACGUUCGCCAGUUAUUCCGUAGCCGUCGGAUUGAAGACGUCAAGGAGUGCGUCAUUAUUCUUGCCACGUGGAUUUCCAGAACCGGCGAGAACACUCCGGUGGCGAUUUCGUGUAGUCACGUGUUACUUCAAGCGAUCUACGCGGAACUUUUAUCGACAGGAAUGUGCGAAUCGGAACGAUACAUGGCAAUCGACGAUCUCCGCUCGAAGCACGGAUACGCUAUUGUCAGAUUCGUCAACUAUGUCAACGAGAUGGGACAGACCGGUGCUACGCUGAAGAACAUGGUGCAUGCGGUGAAAAGUUUCGGAAUUCCCAAGAAGAUUGUGGACAUUCGACACGCGAUCACACAUCAAAAUUGUCCGGAUAUUGCCGAGUUGAGAUAUGCAACCAAUUUUUGUUUGGAUUGGCUUUGGAAAAACUUCUGGCUCAGUGACGCCCGUGUUGCGAUGAACAGUGCAGCCGCGACGAAUUCCUCGAAAAACCCAACGUCAUCAUCGGAGUUCGGAGGCCAACGUGGACGUGAGCAGCAAUACGUGUCAUCACUCCGUGCAUUUAACACGUGGCGUGUCAAGAAUCGUCAGCUGACAACUGAACUGGAAUGGAGUGAAGUAGCGGAACUUCUCGCACUGAAACAUCAUAUUCUACUAGAUUCCACCGGGUUCCUGACGUGUUUCAUGCGAGAUGGACACCUCAUUCAGACGCCCGGACAAUGGAAGAAUUGGAAACUUCCGGUGACGUGUUCGAAUGAUAAUUGGCAGAUUCCUGAGGAGAUUCAGGCAUUCUGGGAGCCACUGUUUCAUGUGAUGUUCAGUUUGAAGUUGGGAGCCGAAAUUGUUGUCGCUUUCCUUUGGAGACUUCGAGAACCGAUGAUUAAGGAUAUGACACGUCAUCAGAUAACUGCAUAUGUUCGAAUGAUUGUUCAGCAGUUUGCCGACGCCGAUGUGUUCUCCGAUGAGGAAUGGUAUAAAGUGCUCGAUCAUCUUCUUCCAGUUGCCAAGAAUUUCAGCACAGAGUUCAUUGAGCUCGUAAUGGCCCGCUGCACAACACUGGCUCACAAGCGGAAAAAGCAAAUUCGUCAAAUAUUAAACAUCUCCACAAAAAGCCACGUUGAAUCACCAUCUACAUCAUCAUCCGACACUGUGCACACUGUUUCAGAUCUUCAAAAAUUGCUGAAAAAAUCGUCGAAAAGUGUAGUGAAAUCUGAACCGGUGACAUCGAAUGCUGAUGGAAAUCGUACUGGAAUUGAGUUGUGUGACGUCGCAGCUUGGGCUGAAGUACCUUUUGGAAUGGCACCAGGACAACGUAUCGAAACAUUUACCGUCGUUUUGGAUCAUCAUGGAUCCGAUAAGAGCCGGAAGAGAAGAGCUUUCGAUGCAGCGAUUACUCUGGAUGAGGAUUAGGCUCCGCCCCUUUAUUGGCUCUUUUUUUUAGCUCGUUUAGCUUUUAAAGUAUUGAGAAACUCGUUUUUAAAACCUUAGUUACACAAUUUUUUUUAAAAUUCAAAAAUUUAAAAACUAAAAAAAAAUCGAUUUUCUGUUGACUAUUUAUUGAUUUAUUGAUUUUCCUUUUUUUUCGUCUUUUUUCCUUUUUUUUCUCGAAUUCCCGUUUAUUUUACCUGUGUUAAUGACCUUUUUUUUCUUCUCUCAUAAAAUGUUUCCUUUGUG
This is a messenger RNA of Caenorhabditis elegans, 1722 nucleotides long. RefSeq names its product C2H2-type domain-containing protein (gene Y6B3B.9). The record is from RefSeq and is marked reviewed. Gene Ontology annotation, molecular function: endonuclease activity. Gene Ontology annotation, biological process: rRNA processing. The coding region runs from base 1 to 1458 and encodes 485 amino acids. Gene Ontology annotation, cellular component: Las1 complex. The transcript is spliced from 10 exons. Lineage: Eukaryota; Metazoa; Nematoda; Chromadorea; Rhabditida; Rhabditidae.